Molecule: messenger RNA, 641 nt
Organism: Helianthus annuus (common sunflower)
Lineage: Eukaryota; Viridiplantae; Streptophyta; Magnoliopsida; Asterales; Asteraceae
Product: MFP1 attachment factor 1
Exons: 1
Coding region: 20-484 (154 amino acids)
Biological process (GO): mitotic cell cycle; lateral root development
Source: RefSeq, a predicted model, not a curated record
UUCACUAGGUCACAGCACAAUGACGGACCAAACGGAAGAACAAACACCACAAGUAACCGCCACCGAACCAUCACCAGAUCACAACCUCGAUGAGACAACCACCAAGAUGCAAAACCUAACCACCUCCUUCAGCAUUUGGCCACCGUCGCAACGCACUCGCGACGCCGUCAUCAAACGCCUAAUCGAAACCCUAACCGACAAAUCCGUACUCUCCGACCGUUACGGCACCGUUCCUGCCGACGAAGCCGCCGGAUUCGCCCGCAGCAUCGAGAACGAAGCCUUCAACGCCGUCCCUGCGUCGCCUGGUACGGACGGUGACGACGGUGUUGCGAUUCUGCAGUCGUACUCGAAGGAGAUUAGUAAGAGGAUGCUUGAUUUUGUGAAGUCUAGAUCUGUUGAAUCGGUGAACGACGGUGCACCGGUGGAUGCUGCCUCCGGUGACGGUGGAGUGAAGGAGGAGGAAGGUUCGACGGUGGAGGCCUAAUGUUGCAGGUAUUGUGAACGGUUAGGGUCUGUUAUGUGUAAUGUUGUUUGUUGAAUUGGUUAUAUUGCUCUAGGGUUUUGAUUUCGAUGAAUGCAUGAUUGUUAUGGUUUUCAGAUCUACUAACUACUUAAUAUAAUUUUGAGUUUGUGUUUAUGGA